GAGCGGGGCGUGGGGGAGGGCAGUGAUCCGGGUGGAGGAAAUUCAGGAGGAGUGUCCGGGGGGCAGCAACUUAAAAGGGGGAGGGAACUGCGGCUAAAGAGGCGUUCUGUGAUGGGAGAAAGAUUUGUGAGGGGAUACGGAGCCUCAGGUUUAAAAGAGCAGGAAGCUGAGAGGUUAGGAGAAAAGUGCCUUCGCUAGGCGGAGGUUACAGGUGGUGUCUCAGAAAGAGCUCCGAGGCUGCAGCCUGUAGCAGAGAAGAGACGGAGAACUGUGUGCAAGGGACAGCUUAGGAGCAAGCAUCCAGGGGUGAGGGGAAGUUCGAGACUUUCUGAGGACUGGCAGGAAUGUGCCCCCUGGCCCUCGUUGCUUCCCCCCUGAGGGGAGGCAUCGCUAGGGACUGUGGCAGGCUCCUCUGAACGCUGAGCGGCGGAGGUCCAACUUCACGUAUGGAUCCAGUAAAUGAGAAUUCAGCCAGAGAGGCUGCCGCGAUCGUAGACCUCGAUCCUGACUUCGAACCCCAGAGCCGUCCCCGCUCCUGCACCUGGCCCCUUCCCCGACCAGAGCUCGCUCCCGAGCCGUCCGAGCCGUCCGAGGUGGAGCCAGGUCUGGGAGAGAAGGUACACCCGGAGGGGCGCUCGGACGGGCGCACCCAGCCGACCCUGUUGCCCUCCAGGCUCCCAGACUCGGCAGGGGGUCCCCAGCCCGGGAUCCUGGGGGCUGUAACAGGUCCUCGGAAGGGAGGCUCCCGCCGGAAUGCCUGGGGAAAUCAGUCAUAUGCAGAACUCAUCAGCCAGGCCAUUGAAAGCGCCCCCGAGAAGCGACUGACACUGGCCCAGAUCUAUGAGUGGAUGGUCCGCACGGUGCCCUACUUCAAGGACAAGGGUGACAGCAACAGCUCAGCAGGAUGGAAGAAUUCAAUCCGCCACAACCUAUCCCUGCAUAGCAAGUUCAUCAAGGUUCACAACGAGGCUACUGGCAAGAGCUCCUGGUGGAUGCUGAAUCCGGAGGGAGGCAAGAGCGGCAAGGCACCCCGCCGCCGGGCAGCCUCCAUGGAUAGCAGCAGCAGGCUGCUCCGGGGCCGCAGCAAAACCCCCAAGAAGAAACCAGCUGUGCUGCCAGCUCCACGUGAAGGUGCCACUCCGAGGAGCCCUGCUGGCCACUUUGCCAAGUGGUCAGGCAGCCCUUGCUCUCGAAACCGAGAGGAAGCCGAUGCGUGGAGCACCUUCCGUCCACGAAGCAGUUCGAAUGCCAGCACUGUCAGCACCCGGCCCUCUCCCAGGGAGCCGGAGCCUGAGGUGCUGGCGGAAGAGGAAAUGCCAGCCUCAGCCAGUGGCUAUGCAGGGGGUGUCCCUCCCACCCUGAAAGAAGAUCUGGAGCUGUUAGAUGGGCUCAAUCUCACAUCUCCCCACUCGCUGCUGUCUCGGAGCAGCCUCUCUGGCUUCUCUUUGCAGCAUCCUGGGGUUCCAGGCCCCUUACACACCUACAGCACCUCUCUCUUCAGCCCAGCAGAGGGGCCCCUGUCAGCAGGAGAAGGGUGCUUCUCAAGCUCCCAGUCUUUGGAGGCUCUGCUCACCUCUGAUACGCCACCACCUCCUGCCGAUGUCCUCAUGACCCAGGUAGAUCCCAUUCUGUCCCAGGCUCCAACACUUCUGCUGCUGGGGGGGAUACCUUCCUCCAGUAAGCUAGGCACGGGGGGUGGCCUGUGUCCUAAACCCCUAGAGGCUGCAGGCCCCAGCGGUCUGGUUCCCACCCUCCCGAUGAUAGCACCAGCACCACCUCCAGUCAUGGCGGGGGCUCCGGUCCCCAAGCCCCUGGGGGCUCCUGUGCUCACACCUCCUACUGAAGCUCCAAGCCAAGACCGAAUGCCUCAGGAUCUUGAUCUCGACAUAUACAUGGAGAACCUGGAGUGUGACAUGGAUAACAUCAUCAAUGACCUCAUGGAUGGGGACGAAGGACUGGACUUCAACUUUGAGCCAGAUCCCUGAGCCAUGGUUGGAAGCUUCAUUCCCUGCUUCAGAGACAGAACCAGGCGUGCCCAUGUCCACUCUUUACCCUUGACCCCUCCCAGGGAAUUUGGGACCCUGCUUUAGAGCUAGAGUAGGGUCUGCUCACCUGGGUACUGAGAAAAUUAUAAAGAUAUAGCUGGGGGGUGGGGAGGGAGAGGGGAGGGGAAGGGGAGAGGGUUUAUUCUCACUGUGCCAAUUAGGGAGCCAUCCUCAGCUCCCCCCCCCCACGCAUUCCCACCCCAUAGAUUUUGUAGCAUGGGCGGGCAAUACUGUUGGAAAUGUGAAGUCACCAGUGGCCUUACCCCUGCCUUUGGGAGCAGGAUUUUUUGUAGAGUCUUAUCUGAGCUGGUCCAGGCUGGGUUGAGCCUGAGAUUUUUAUGCAUUGGUGUGGGAUUGGGGGUGUAACAGGGAUCUGGAAGGGCCAAGGUAUGAAGCCUGGAAUGGCUGUGGCUCACCAAGCCAAAUCACCCUUGGAAGACUACGGAUAACAGAAAGGCUUUUUGUAAACCUUCAAAGAAAUAUAAACACAUAAUAGGGAGAUGUUACACAGUGGCAAGGUGUUAGUGAUGGGGAGAGUGCUUUUUUCUUUUUGGAAGGCUUUGCCGUAGUCACCUUAUGCAAACACUACAGAUAUUAUUCUUGGAAACACGGGGGAGACAGGGGAGAGAACACUAGGCCUGCAGAGAGCAGGGGGCAAGGGGAAGAGCUCCCAUGAGGACCAGGUCUAGAACAUGAUCUGCACUGAACUAGCUUGGAGUUUCCCUGAGGAAAAGCUCAGCCAGGUGCCUUCAUCCUGUCACCUUGUGCCUGGGAGUGUGUGGUGUUGGGGUGCAGCCACACUCUCUCAUGACCCCCUGUGGGUUACUGCUAUGGUGGGAGAGUGCAGUUGAGGGCCUGGAAUGAGUCUGUGGCCUGGGAAGGGGGUGGGAGGGGGGAGAAGAGAAGGAGGGAAGGAUUUAGGGUGGUAAAGUUAGGCACAGAGACCUCCCUGUUCCAGGCCCCAGACAGCUGUCCCUGCCCUUCUUCCCCUUGCCUGACUGCAGGGGUUAUGGGGAAGUGUGUGUGGUGGCAGGCAGGGGGAGGGGUGGAACAGGGAUAGGGGAGCUGGGGAGCUUGGCUGAGGGUCUGGGAAAUGAGCAGGGAUGGAGGAGAAUGUAGAUCAGGUUUACUAGCACCUGCUAGGGAAGGCCAUCUGGGGCUCAUUCUCCACCCUAGCCCCCAAAGCAGUCCCUCCCCCAGUCCUCUUUGCAUUGUCCCCUCCCCCGCCCCUGCUGUGGGUUCCCAUCAUUUCCUGUGUCAGCGCCUGGCCUACCCAGAUUGUUUCGUGUGCUAGAUUGGAGUGGGGAAGUGUGUCAAAUCAAUAAAUGAAUUAAUUCAAUAAAUGCCUAUAACCAGC
Messenger RNA from Dama dama (fallow deer), 3402 nucleotides. RefSeq names its product forkhead box O4 (gene FOXO4). The record is from RefSeq and is a predicted model, not a curated record. The coding region runs from base 447 to 1985 and encodes 512 amino acids. Gene Ontology annotation, cellular component: nucleus. NCBI's taxonomy places the organism in Eukaryota, Metazoa, Chordata, Mammalia, Artiodactyla, Cervidae. Gene Ontology annotation, biological process: regulation of transcription by RNA polymerase II. Gene Ontology annotation, molecular function: RNA polymerase II cis-regulatory region sequence-specific DNA binding; DNA-binding transcription factor activity, RNA polymerase II-specific. The transcript is spliced from 3 exons.